This is a messenger RNA of Closterium sp. Naga37s-1, 1476 nucleotides long. The record is from the annotation of a GenBank genome assembly. Lineage: Eukaryota; Viridiplantae; Streptophyta; Zygnematophyceae; Desmidiales; Closteriaceae.
AUGUCCACGCUCCUUGUCAAGGAGAAUUGCACCGUUUUUCGUGAGGAUCUCGGUGCGGCGGUCGCGUGCUUCCCGCGCCUCAUGCACAUGCAUCUCAGCGACGGCAGCGCGCAGCCCAUCGACGACGCAUUCCUCGCGCGCCUCGCGGCGUGCUGCCCCAAGCUGACGGCGUUCCAUCUCGGGAAUGGAACACCUGUCGAUGGGCUGCUUGCACUGCGAGUUCGGGCCCUCGCGCUCGCCGAUCUGUCAGCGGUAACGACCCCAGAAGUGAAGAACUUGAUCGCCCUCGAGGCGAUCGCCAUCGACACGGCGGUGUGGGACUACGACGACCUCGAGCCCCUCGCGCACCUGCCGCGCCUCACGUCCCUCUCCGUGCUGCAUGAAGUCUCUCUCUUUCCUGGCACCUUUCGCUCUCGUCGGUUCUCCUUCGUGCGCCUAUCAUCGCUCAAGUUGUUGGAUCUAGGGUCUAGCCCCUCUCCACCGUUCGAUGAGAUGUUCCCUUCGGAGACCCCCUGCAGCCUGCUGGAGCGCGUGUCGCUCUACCAGUGCGAUGAGCUUCAGAAUCUCCCCCACAACAUCAUCGAGCGCCUGCCGUGCCUGCACGACCUGAGCAUCAGCGCGUGCGACACCUUGCUGGAGCAGCCCAAGGCGGUCACGUUGCUCACCGGGCUGCGCUCCUUGAAGCUCGCCAGGUGCCCAUUCGUCGGCCUGCAAGACUACUUGGGAGAGAUGAACGCGCUGACGACGCUCAUGCUGCACAAGCUCAACAUCUACUUCCCUGCCUCGUGCAGCCAGCUCAAGGCCCUCCACACGCUGGCAGUCAUCGACUGCGAGUAUCUGGACGACCUACCGGACCCGCUCAGCGCCCUCACAGUGCUCUCCACCCUCUGCCUCGCGGGUUCACCCUUCCUCGUUCUCCCUAACGACAUCAGAGGUCUCACCAACCUCCAAACCGUAUUCGUGAAGACGUACAGAGCGCGGGAAAUCCUUCCUUCCUCCUUCACGCAGCUGGCAUCGCUCGCACACCUGGAGCUGCACGAGUGCGAGCUGGUCGACCUGCCAGAGGCAGUGGGGGAGCUGAGGCGCCUGCGGGAGCUGUAUGUGCUGUCUUGCCCGCGCAUCCAGAAACUCCCAGACUCCGUGGCAGCGCUGCUGAACCUGGAAGUGCUCGUGGUGGACCAGUGCGGCAGCCUGUUCUCUGUGCCCAAGAAUCUGAUCGAUCUGACCAGGCUGAAGCAGCUGGAUUGGAAUAUUCCCAUGGCACACAAGAAAGACACUGCCAGCAUGCAUUGCAAGGCUUCAAGCUUCGCCAUUGCUGUUGCCAUUUGGCAGGCCCAGGAGCUGCCACGUCAGCCGCUGAAGCUCAUUGGUGAGGGAGAGGCGGAGGGAGGAGGAGCGGGCGAGAGGGGCGGGACGGGCAGAGGAGGUGGGAGAGGAAGGGAAGGAGGGAGGCGAGGGCUUGCAGUGUGGCAUUGA